AUGGGGCAGCGCCGUAGCUGGUGCAACUGGCGCUGUGCUUGCAAACGCCAUAGUAUAUCCUCUGGACAUGUGCAAGUGAAGAGUCGAAAGGGCGAAAAUGGCCAUGUUCCUGGCGACACUCCGCAUUACGAGUCCACGUGGGAUGCUAUCACUAAGAUCGUGCAGGAUGAGGGGAUCAUCGGGCUAUACGCCGGUAUCAACGGUGCUCUGAUCGGCGUCGCUUCCACCAACUUCGCCUAUUUCUACUGGUACACGGUCGUGCGCGCCCUCUACAUGGCGUCGAACAAAGUUCCAAAGCCUCCAGGGACGGCCAUUGAGCUCACACUGGGCGCGGUUGCCGGUGCCGCUGCGCAGGUCUUCACCAUUCCCGUUUCAGUCAUUACGACGAGACAACAGACACAGCCGAAGGGAGAGAAGAAAGGGCUCAUAGAAACUGGACGCGAGGUGGUCAACAGUGAGGACGGCUGGUCGGGUUUGUGGAGAGGUCUGAAGGCGAGCUUGGUCCUUGUCGUAAACCCGGCAAUUACAUAUGGAGCCUACCAGAGACUCAAGGACAUCCUUUUCCCUGGGAAGAAGAAUCUCCGGCCAUGGGAAGCUUUUGUUCUGGGAGCUCUUUCGAAAGUUCUGGCUACAAUUGCGACCCAACCGUUAAUAGUGGCCAAAGUCGGCUUACAGUCGAAGCCGCCGGCAGGGCGACAAGGCAAGCCUUUCAAGAGUUUCGUCGAGGUGAUGCGCUAUAUUGUUGAGAAUGAGGGCCCAUUGAGCCUCUUCAAGGGCAUUGGUCCUCAGAUUCUGAAGGGCCUCUUGGUGCAAGGUCUCCUCAUGAUGACCAAGGAGAGGGUGGAGCUUCUCUUUAUCCUUCUCUUCGCAUAUCUCCGGAAGCUCAAAGAAGCGAGGCUGAAGAAGGCGGCAGAUUUGGCAGCCGCCAAGGCUAAAACUAGUCUUCCGGUAACACUCAAGUAA
This is a messenger RNA of Rasamsonia emersonii CBS 393.64, 963 nucleotides long. Its product is annotated as Peroxisomal carrier protein. The coding region runs from base 1 to 963 and encodes 320 amino acids. The record is from RefSeq and is a predicted model, not a curated record. The transcript has 4 exons. Lineage: Eukaryota; Fungi; Ascomycota; Eurotiomycetes; Eurotiales; Trichocomaceae.